Linderina pennispora is the source of this 1367-nucleotide messenger RNA. RefSeq lists its product as uncharacterized. Lineage: Eukaryota; Fungi; Kickxellomycota; Kickxellomycetes; Kickxellales; Kickxellaceae. The record is from RefSeq and is a predicted model, not a curated record. The coding region runs from base 334 to 1143 and encodes 269 amino acids. The transcript has a single exon.
GGGCUGGCGUCCCUGAAUGGGCUGGGUGCUGCCCUCACAUGACAGCAUGCCUGGCUCAUUAAACGUGACGCUGCCAGUCCAAAGCCAUCUGGGAGAAAAAUAUCCGCCGUGUGGCAGCAGUUCACUGAAGCUGGUGCGGCGGCGAGCUAGGCCAGGACUAGCAGGCUGAAGUGGGAAAUUGCGGGAGUGUGUCCCAUGUGGCUUCCUCUAUUUACCUUCUGGGCCAGAUGUUGUUGUUGUUGUCAGUGCCUGCUGUGGGUGGAUCAAGAAGUUUAAAAAUAACGAUUUGUUGUGGACGGAGCAGGCACACCAGUCUUUUCCUAAUUUAGACAGAUGUACAUUGAAGCGAGGUGGGCGGGCCACCGGUUCAGCAAAACCGAUGUUUGCGUGUUUAUGGCCCGCAAUUCAAGCUCCGACAGGAGGGAAAACCGGGCGGCAACUACGACGAUACACAAUAAACGCAGUGCCGCCGAUUACUCCCUGUUCCCAGGAACCCGAGUCCUAUUUUUAAUUAGGCACGUCAUCGGGUCGCCCAGAACAGCACGGAGCGGAGGGACUGGGGCCUGCUGCUCACAGUGGGAGUUGGACGAGGGGAGGGAACAGUGCGCCUUGCAUGGCUCGCCGCUUGUCGACUGCGAGAAAAAGCAAUACAGCAAUAGGAAUGUUUGUACUCCGUCGUGUGCGCUUUUACUCGGGGUUCCUUUUUGGACGCCGGCGUGUUUGACUCGAGGCGAAACGGAAACAACACGGGCGCAAGCCGCCACUCCUGGGGCUUACUUGUCCGAUGGCAGAGCCUUGCUCUCCCCCAAGAGCACACCCCUCAACAGAAAAUUGGAUGAUAGAAUCGCUUCAAAUAAACGUGCAGGCGGAAAUUUCCUCCUUUUGCUGGCCCACCUUUUCUCCUCUUGGCUUCUUGUUCAAGCUGGCAUCCUGUAUUCAUUCUUUCUCCUCUUCUCUGCCGCCCUACUACUUAUUGUUUAUCCACACGAAAAGAAUAAACCCAGCGCGCGCAGACCUUUGCUCCGCAAUACUCCUCCAGGGCCCCUCGUUCUGCCCUCGUAUUCCCCUCGCUGUAAUCCCGCAAUCGCUCGUAUUCAUUUUCAACGCACAAUCUCUCUUUGGCUGAGGGGCAAAUCAUCGUAGCACAUACGCUCCCCUCCUCCUCGUUAUUUGUUAGAUUUCCAACCCGCGCCCCACCACGCAGGCUCUAACUUUCUGCUUUCCCUCUCCAUACGUACUGUGCAUCCUCCAAGUAUUUUCAAACUCCACACCGGCCCUGCAAGAAAAGCUUUUUUGUAGGGAGCAGGGUUUAACAAACAUUCCUGCUCGUCCUUUUUAUCUGCACACGCAUUUUUCUUUGCUUUCUU